Messenger RNA from Perca fluviatilis (European perch), 2437 nucleotides. RefSeq names its product glucose-6-phosphatase catalytic subunit 3 (gene g6pc3). The transcript is spliced from 6 exons. Gene Ontology annotation, cellular component: membrane. NCBI's taxonomy places the organism in Eukaryota, Metazoa, Chordata, Actinopteri, Perciformes, Percidae. Gene Ontology annotation, molecular function: glucose-6-phosphatase activity. The coding region runs from base 167 to 1186 and encodes 339 amino acids. The record is from RefSeq and is a predicted model, not a curated record. Gene Ontology annotation, biological process: glucose 6-phosphate metabolic process; gluconeogenesis.
UUUUUUCAUCACAUUGGCGGAAAUAGGCUUCCAUACUGCAUGCUGCAGCACUUCCUGAACUACAAAAUAAUAAGCAAAGAUUCUCUUUUACUCUGUAAUCAUAUUGCAGUUUCAUUUUUGCAUCCACAUCCAAGUAACGUUUUUAGUAUUGGGAGAGGACGCAGUCAUGGAGGCCGUUUACACCCAAGGCAUCUGGAUGGCUGAAAGCCUCCAGCAGAGGACGAUAAGUCAAGAAAAAAUGUGGCUAGUUAUCACUCACAUUGGAGACCCCAAAGCAGCUUUCCUGCUCGUCUUUCCUUUCACGUAUUUCAUCAGCAAACGAGCUGGAGUGGCGGUGCUUUGGGUAGCAGCUAUAUCGGAGUGGUUAAACUUGGUGUUUAAAUGGAUGCUGUUUGGAGAAAGGCCUUUCUGGUGGAUAGGUGAAUCAGGUCUGUUCGUCAACAAGCAACCCAACGUGCACCAGUUUUCCUCCACCUGUGAAACCGGCCCAGGGAGUCCAUCGGGACAUGCGAUGGUGACGGCAGCAGUCUGGUGGGUCGUGGUGUCCUCACUGGGGUCAUCUCUGUACUUACGCACUCACAGUGUAGUGUUAUCAGCUGCUCCCUACCUGCUCUAUGCGGUGAUGCUGGUGGCAGUUGGGACCUCCAGGAUCUUUAUCCUCGCCCACUUCCCUCACCAGGUCAUCGCUGGCUCCAUUACAGGUUUCAUUCUGGGGAUUGUUCUGAGCCGCAGAGUACCAGAAGGACGCCCCCUGCUGUUCUUCUUUAGCUUCAGCAUCGGUCUGCUGCUCGGUACUCUGAUGCUGCAUGCUGGACUGCAGCAGCUGGGAAUCGACCUCUCCUGGUCUAUUACCUUGGCUAAGAAAUGGUGCAGCCGUGCAGAGUGGGUUCGUUUGGAUUCAGCCCCAUUCUCAUCUCUGACUCGAGACUGCGGGGCCCUUCUGGGUUUGGGGCUGGCCCAGUACUGGAAGCCUGGCGGAUAUUCUCUACCUUGGGCUCCACGGGCUUUGUCUCUGGCCAUUUCGUCCAUGGGACUGUACCACGUCAAUCGUCUGCCGCUCCCGGUCCGACCACAAGGACUCUUCUAUGGCCUGUUCUUUGUCAAAUUCAUCAUAGUGCCUCAGAUUGUCAUGGUGCUUGUGCCUGGACUGGUUUACCUGUUCACACACAAAAAGAAGAAAGACUAGAAACUAUUUUCCCAUCAAUGUUAAAGGUGUCUUUAACACCUCCAAAGACUAUAGCUUCCUCCUGAGUUUCUGGGCACUUUAAAUGUCUAAUUUCAUUAGUGUGUAAAAGCUGUAGGUAGUUACUCAACAUUUGUUUUUGUUCUCUUACAAUUCAACUGGCAGAAGUCUUCAGUCAGUGACGUAAUGUUUCUUAAAUUAUUACAUGGUCCUUAAAGCUAUAGUGCGUAGUUUCUGUUGCCCACAUGAGGAAUUCAAAGUAAUGAAAACAAAACUGUCGGCGCGUCCAUAUGAUACAAGCCUUCUGUGAUUGUGCAUCAGAUUUUAUUUUACCGCACAAUUGCAGUAAAUCUAUAUACAGCAAUAAUAAUAAUAAUAAAGUGUUAAUACUAUAAUAUUUUUGGGGAAAUCGUUAGUUGUUCUGCUCUUGAAAUCCCCAUUGGGCAGGGUCUAGCUUCUGAAUGUUAGCAGAGAAAGGCUUCAGAGAAAACAUCUUUUCGAUCAUUUGUACUCACUUUAUUGACGAUGUUUCAGCCUUCAGACCUUACCAUCAGGUAAAAGAUUGUGUAAAUCAGAUUUAAAAAAAAAUAUUGUUCAUGUAGUGAGUACAAGUGGUAAAGACAGUCAAGAGUUCUUGAUCCUACGAUCGCUACGAUGUUCCGGUCUGCAAGAACUUCAUAGUCGCUGUUUAUGUUACCCAAGAAAGGUCAAAAUAGUACUCCACCGGUUUAGCAUUGCACUCCUAUACCGAUGGACAGUUGAAGAUAUUGAUGCAGUAGAACCUGAAGUGUCUUCUUUUUAAUUCCACACAUUCUUCCUUGUCAAAACCUGGCACCUACAUUACCCACAUUGCAACUCAACCACCAACAGUUCAGUUCGGAGAUUCGGGUGCGUUAUGCUAGUAGCAUGUAGUCUUGAGCCACUAGCCUCAAGAAGCUUUUUAACUCCACAGAUUUUUUUUUAAUUGUAGUCUUCAGCCACAACUGACGCCGACUCAAGUAACAUCACUUGAGGCAAUUUGUCAGAUUUUGCGCAGCUCCAUCUGGAGGCCCAAGACCUGUAAACAGAUUUGAUGUGUAAAAUAAGUGGAGUUACCCUUUAAAAAUGCACAAUUAAAAAAAUAUUUUGGUCAAACUGGUGCUCAAACUUUGUUUAAAAGGUCAACAGAUCGUAUGACGAUGUAAAUUACAUGAACGUGAAUAAAAUCCAAUGCAACAACACCAUUGUUUUAAACAUUAAAGGUCCAAUAUGUAA